This is a messenger RNA of Pelmatolapia mariae (spotted tilapia), 3589 nucleotides long. RefSeq names its product centrosomal protein 85, like (gene cep85l). Gene Ontology annotation, cellular component: centrosome. The transcript has 12 exons. The record is from RefSeq and is a predicted model, not a curated record. Bases 337 to 2502 code for a protein of 721 amino acids. Lineage: Eukaryota; Metazoa; Chordata; Actinopteri; Cichliformes; Cichlidae.
CACGAGACUUCUCACGUUAUUUGCACAUUUUUGUUGAAUAAUUUCGUUACCGUGCCAGGAACGGUUUCAUAUUUCAGCCCAGCCUCAGAAUUACCAUGAGGCGCAUGCGGGUGUCGGAGGAAGAGAUUACUGGGUGCACUUCCACUCAUGGUUAACCCAAAACGGCCUCGUUUAUUGGAAGUAUGCAUAUAUGACAGCUUUGCUGCUGGAGACUGUCGCGUCUCGAACGUCUUGCUUUUAUUCUCCUUUGUCAUCUUAGUGAGCUUAACGUGAUUUUCCCUGCUCUGAUAUAAAAAGACCUUUAUUAAAAAAUGCGAUGCAGAAGUGAUUUUGAAGAUGGAUCCAAUCAUUUCUAAUUUAAAGAUGGAAUCUAAUAAAACAGAUGACUCCAGUUCCAGUACCACCCAUCUGUAUUCCCAGCCACUCUUGCAGCAGCACUUGGGCCAGGAUGAUAAUGGCAUUCCUACUGUCCAUGUAAGGCCGUUUGUAUCAUCCUCACAUAAAACCACUUUUAAAAUGCCAUCUUCAAGCCACAGCACAAAUUACUCGUACUGGUCUUCUCAGCAGCAUGUGCCAGCCACAUCUUGCCUGGACACACAAAGUUGUCUAGACACAAAGGACUGUCAGUCUGUCCGGAGGUGCUCCUCGCUUUCCAACUUAUCAUUAGGAACUGAUACGUGCAAUACUAGCACAGCAGGAUAUCGGUACAACCCAAAUGCACAAGGAUCCCUAGAUCGAGUUCUACAGCAUAGGCAUAGAAGGGUACCUCAAGUUUCAGAUGUCGACUUAUAUUUACCGUUACUUUCUCCUACAGCCUGCAGUAGCUUACUCCAGCACUCGCCAGGUGCCAGCACAGGUUACCAGUACAACAAUUGCAGGCUAUCCACUGGUUUGGAGGCAGAUAUGUCCCUUUUCUCACCUCUGUCUUCACCAGUGAAACAAUACAUGGACUACAGUAUUUAUCAUCUCAGCUCAUACAACCAAAUGGACUCUCCACUGGGUCAUCAGGCUAAUAGAACCUCCCCAGUUCAACUUGAAGCGCGCACCCAGAUGUGGCUGACUGAGCACAUGGAGCACAGGCUCAAAGGAAAGUGUGGAGGUGAACUUGGUCAGAACAGUGAUACUGGAACAGAGGGCUGCGGUGGAGAUGAGCAGUCACUAUGGCAACAGCGACAUCAAUGUGAUCCAGGGUUUAAACAGAUGCUGAGAGGGACCUCCCUGCCUGUCAACAAUCUGGUCAAGAUAAAAGAGGAUCUACUGAGACAAAGAGAGCAACAGAUAAAUAGACAAAAGCUACAGAUCUUGCUACUACAUGCGCGGAUCAGAGAUAACGAACAGAAAAUACAUCAGGUCUUAAAGAGCCAGAGAAGGUUGUUUGAUGACUCUCACACCCGAAACAUCCAGGACUCAACAAUGAGAACUUCACGCAAGCAGCCACCUGAUCAGUUGUCCUGUGAUGAAGAACUUGUUAAGAAAUUAGCUGUGGCUGAACUUGAAAUAAUCCAUUUCAGCAAAGCCUUCAAGCAAAUUACUCAGAAAUAUUCAGAGGAUAUCAGAAAACUGGAGGAAAGGAUAAAAACGAGGGAUCGCUACAUCAGUAGUCUAAAAAAGAAGUUUCAGCGAGAGAGCAACCAAAACCAAGAAAACCGGCAACGCAUAGAAACACUGGAGAAAUACCUUUCUGACCUGCCAACAUUAGAUGAAGUACAGGUCCAGGCCAAGAGGCAGGAGGAGGCACAGCAGAAAUGCAAGAAACUGGAGAAAAUAGUGUCUCACCUAAAAAAGAGCCUAGAGGAAGGAUGUACUUUGAUGAAGGACAAAGACAUCGAGAUGAAGAUGCAGGCAAAGAGAGAAAAAGAAUUGAUUGCAUCUGUACAUAGUCUACAGCAAAAGGUGCAGCAGUGUUUGGAUGAUGGGGUGAGGCUACCUAUGCAAGACUUGAAGCGGCUUGAGGUGGAAAACUAUCAGCUUGUUGAGCAGCAAGAUCACAGCAGCAAGCUGUUUAAGCAUCAACGAGAACAAAUUGAGAGACUGACCUCACAGCUCAUGUCUACCAGCACAACACUGCAGAAGAAAAGAGGCCUUUCUCGUCAGCAAUAUUCUUACCUUCCAGAAAAGGGAAAAAGCCUGAAUACACCCAGUACAGCCUUCCUUCAGCAGGUGAUGGAUGAAGGGUUGCUGGUGUCUCCUUUAGCCCAUGUGGAAAUUCCAGAAGUGGACCAGCUGCUGAAAGAGAUGUCCCUUUGUCUACUGGACCUCCAGGGUCUCUGCAGCAUCCUGGCUCAGAGAGCGCAGGGGAAAGAGCCCAACCUGUCUUUGCUUCUAGGAAUGACAUCACUGACCUUUUCAGCAGAGGAGAGUAACUGCAAAGUGGUGGCAGUGGAAGACAAGUUAAGGUUAAAGCUACUGGAAGUUGGCCAGCUGAGGAAAGACAUCGAUGCGCUGAGGAAAAGCAUCUCAGACUGCUACGAUCAGUUUAUGGGUGACUGCAUUUCUCAGUGACUUCCUUUCACAUUCUGUACUUCGCAGAGAAAGAAUGCAAAAUGAUACUUGUAUGAUCACUGUGUACAAGUAACUGACAUCUCCCUUUGGAGCUGAGUGGACAGCACGUUCACAUAUAUAUGGGACAACCCCAAACUUCCUGUCAAAAAGUAUCCAGGUGGAGCGCGUGAAUAAACAAGGACAAUGUUUGUUAAUGUUUUCCUAAACUGUUUAAUAAGCUUUUAAAAAAUCUGUUUUGAGGAUCUGCUAAUUUGGAAAGACAGCUGCUUGGAAAGACACUGGGAUCCCAAAGGCCCAUCUGUAUAGUUUCUCCAGUAGUCAGCUAAUCGUGUUGCUGUUGCUGGAUGCAGCUCGUAUUUUAAUACAUGGCAGGAGCUCUCUGAUGUCAGGUCAAUAAAGAGAGAUCGUAGGAAGGAACUGAAUGUAAUUGAGUUACUAUAAACACAUGUGUUAAAGAGAAUAUAUACAAAUAUAAAGCAAACAAUAUUUCAAGUAUAAAACAGUAAUUCUUGUAUUGCACUUAAAGUAUGAAAAGAAUAUUAUUGUCCCCCUGAAAGCACUGAGUACGUGAUUGGUUCCAUUUGUUUGUGUUUGUUAGCAGUCUAGCAUCUGAUGAUAGACACCAACAGCUCGAGCUGAUUGAAAACAAGAACAAAAAAGUGACAUCAAAUGUCCAAAUCAGUAAAACUUUAUGUCACUCACAAUUUUUAAAGAUUGUUUUCAAACUUCACAACAACAUACGAGGCCUUUGGGGACAUGAGUACCUAAGCUGGCUAAGCAUUUGACCUUGAUCUUCAUUUACAGUCAAAGUUGACCUUCAAGAAACAAAUGAGACCGUACUGAGCAGUAUAUGGUAUAUAUGAGGAGAGAACUGUACAACACACCUCUUAUUUUUUUUCAGUACAAUGGCCUACAACAUCACAACGAUUCCAUAAUAUGCCUACAUCAUUAUAAUGUAAUAAAAACAUCAUGAAACAGAUUUAGUACGUGCUCUCUGAGUGAUCUUGUUGAAAUAUAUACUGCACUUGUGAAUAAGGCAGAUUAUGGCAGGAAAGACGCAAAUGUGAAAGCUUGUUGUGUGUGUAUG